Messenger RNA from Drosophila busckii, 529 nucleotides. RefSeq lists its product as uncharacterized. Lineage: Eukaryota; Metazoa; Arthropoda; Insecta; Diptera; Drosophilidae. The record is from RefSeq and is a predicted model, not a curated record. The coding region runs from base 43 to 402 and encodes 119 amino acids. The transcript has a single exon.
AGCAAGCGGCGCUUGAAAAUUAUUUAGCUACACACACAAGUCAUGGCUUUAAUCUACUACGAUAAGAGCAUUAGCACGGCCUACGAGCUUGUUCUGGCCGGACUACGCGAGGCCUCGGCCAAGGCGCUUAGCAUCGAGGAACUAGGCGUCUAUGUCACCAACCGAACACAGUUUCCAGCCAGCGUCUGCCAGCGGAUUAUACAAGAGGCGCUAGACGAGGGCUUAGCCUGCAAAACCAUUGGCCAGUUGCAUAACCAGCAGCUCUACUAUGCAGUAGCGCAGCCUGCUGGCCAAGCGAAGCGCAAGAAGCCAAACCGUAAGCAGCAAGUGACAGCGCAACAAGCUGCUGAGCUUGCCAAGUGCCUGGCUGAAGUUGAAGUUCAGGUUGCAGCUGAGUCGUAAUUAAUUCAUAAUUCUGAAGUGUAGCGACGAGUGCAGCGCAAACACUUUAUAAAAAUUAAAAUUUAUCUAGAAUGCCGCGGCAAGCCUCAACAUUGCCCGCAAAAUUAUAAUAAUAAAAAAGUAAAGU